Lates calcarifer (barramundi perch) is the source of this 6712-nucleotide messenger RNA. RefSeq names its product protein MTSS 1. Gene Ontology annotation, molecular function: actin binding; phospholipid binding. Gene Ontology annotation, biological process: positive regulation of actin filament bundle assembly; plasma membrane organization; adherens junction maintenance. The record is from RefSeq and is a predicted model, not a curated record. NCBI's taxonomy places the organism in Eukaryota, Metazoa, Chordata, Actinopteri, Centropomidae. Gene Ontology annotation, cellular component: cytoplasmic side of plasma membrane; actin cytoskeleton. Bases 464 to 3151 code for a protein of 895 amino acids. The transcript has 16 exons.
UCGUUUCUUUCAGUGUUGAGAGGAAGGCAGUGUGUGCAGUUCUGUGUGUCGGUAUUUACCUGUCGAGAAACGGAACAACGUUACCACCCGAACAUUGUGGAUUAUUUCUAGUUUCGAGUAUAAAACUGCAAAAGAUUAUCUUCAUGGUCCAGCCAUGGGUAUGACCGCGGCGGCGUGGAGGGGAGAGGGGGGUUUAAAUUUCUCUCUUCGUCCCAACAGCGUCUUUUGAUUGGAAGUAAACGGUGCACCAGAACAGAACCGAGCUGCCGUUUCUUGUUUUUUAUCUGAGAUAAAAGUUUUUGUUCGUCAUUGUCAGAGCAGCAGAAACUAUUUCACACAGGUUAGUUCGUUUUUGUUCAUUUUUCCCCUCAUUAUUGGAGUUUUUGGUUUUCCUGGAGAGCGGAGGUGGCGAACUGAAAGCGGCUCACUGAGUCGGGACUGACCACUGGAGUUGGUCCUGAAAAUGGAGGCUGUUAUCGAGAAGGAAUGCAGCGCGCUCGGAGGGCUCUUCCAAACUGUUAUCGGAGACAUGAAAAGCAGCUACCCUAUUUGGGAGGACUUUAUCACCAAGGCUGGCAAACUGCAGUCACAGCUCAGAGCGACAGUGGUUGCCAUCGCUGCCUUCCUAGAUGCCUUUCAGAAAGUGGCUGACCUGGCCACCAACUCACGAGGUGGGACCAGAGACAUUGGAUCAGCAUUGACUAGGAUGUGUAUGAGACAUCGCAGCAUAGAGGCUAAACUCAAGCAGUUCUCCAUGGGUUUCCUGGAGGGUCUGAUCAACCCCCUACAAGAACAGAUGGAGGAGUGGAAAAGAGGAGUCAAUACUUUGGACAAGGACCAUGCUAAAGAGUAUAAAAGAGCUCGGCAGGAAAUAAAGAAGAAGUCCUCAGACACGCUGAAACUUCAGAAGAAAGCAAAGAAAGGUCGAGGUGAUAUCCAGCCCCAGUUGGACAGCGCCAUGCAGGAUGUCAGUGACAAAUACAUUCUGCUGGAAGAAACAGAGAAACAGGCCCUGAGGAAGGCUCUUAUAGAGGAGAGACAGAGAUUCUGCUGUUUCGUAGCCAUGCUGCAGCCUGUUGUGGAUGAGGAAAUUUCCAUGUUGGGAGAGGUCACUCAUCUCCAGGCCAUCUCUGAUGACCUCAAAGCCCUGACUUCUGACCCACACAAGCUUCCCCCUGCUAGUGAACAGGUAAUCUUGGACCUGAAGGGCUCAGACUAUGGCUGGUCAUACCAAACACCACCCUCAUCCCCUAGCACCACUAUGUCCAGGAAGUCCAGCAUGUGCAGUAGUCUGAACAGCGUUAACAGUAGUGACUCCAGGGGAUCCAGUGGCUCUCACUCUCAUUCUCCUUCCUCCUCUUCUUCCUCCUCUUCCUCACACCACCUCUUCCACCACCAUCACCCACGCCAUCGGUACCGUAGCUCCACGCUACCGCAACAGGCCCCAGCUCGGCUCUCUAGCAUCUCCUCCCAUGACUCGGGCUUCAUUUCUUCAUCGCAAGACCAGUACACGUCGUCCAAAUCAUCAUCGCCUAUGCCAGCUGAAACAAAGCCUUGUCCCAGUUCCAGCUCCUCUGAGGUGUCAGAGACUGGACAGCUUUACAGUGACUGCAGCUCCCCCCCUUCUCUUGCUGCUGUUACUGCAGCUCACCACACUACUGAGCUGUCCAAUGGUUUUGACCACUACAGUCCAGCCAGUUCCCCAUACCUGCAUAACAAUGGGGGGAGUUUGGGCUCAGUGUCAGGCACUGCCUUCCCGUUCUUCCCUCCUUCCUCCUCAUCCUCCACCUCCUCCUCCUGCCCCACUCGUUCAUGGUCACGUCCCACCUCUGCCUUGCUGCCAGACUACCCUCACUACUGCACGAUGGGCUCCCCCAUGGUGCCUUCAUCUCGAGUCCCCAGCUGGAAGGACUGGGCGAAGCCAGGGCCUUAUGACCAGCCCAUGGUCAACACACUAAGGAGGAAGAAAGACAAGGAGACCCCAGCUGUAAUAGACAGUAAUGGUAGUAUGAACAGUGACAGCAGCCCAUCCUCAGGCCCAGCCUUGAUCUCGACCUCCGCACCAGUUCCAGCUGCACCACAAACACCAAGCUCAUCGGCCUCAGUGGAAGACAAGAGCAGGACUGUGGCUGCACCUCUCAAGGCUGGUGAUAUUGACGCCCAUGAGGAAUUGGCUCUGGCUUUAUCCAGAGGUCUGGAGCUGGACAUCCAGAGGUCCAGUAGAGACUCCAUCCAGUGCUCCAGUGGUUACAGCACACAGACCAACACACCUUGCUGCUCUGAAGACACUAUACCUUCACAAGUAUCAGAUUAUGACUAUUUCUCAAUGGCUGGAGAUCAGGAGCCUGAGCAGCAGCAGUCUGACUUUGACAAGUCCUCCACCAUCCCCAGAAACAGUGACAUCAGUCAGUCCUACCGACGCAUGUUCCAGACCAAACGCCCAGCCUCCACAGCCGGCCUGCCCAGCACGCAGGCUCCUUACCCCGGACAGGGGACCUACCCUGCAGGGCCCUAUCCCCCCACACCUAUCCACACCGGAGGUUAUCCGUCUACUCCUGCUGUGGCUUAUCCUCCUACUCCUACAGGCUCAUGUUCAGGUCAGGGAUUUUAUUCUGGAUCCAGCUCCCAUAAUGCCUCUGGCUCCUAUUCUACAGGCCAUGGUCCAGUUAUCGUCACCCCGGGGGUUGCCACAAUCCGCCGCACCCCCUCUUCAAAACCUUCCGCUCGCCGUUCAGGCUCUGUUGUGGGUACAGGCCCCAUCCCUAUUCGUACACCUGUCAUCCCAGUAAAAAUCCCAACAGUGCCUGAUAUGUCAGGCGCAGUUAAUGGAAGCAGGAGUUCAGAGGAAAUGGGAGGGGGAGGAGGAGGGGGCAGAGGAGGAGAAGAAAGCCCAGAUUCUCCAACAUAUGCAGGAGGGGAGGAUGCUGGCACACUGCCUGUGAUGUCCUGGAGUGGUCAGGCUACAACCAACCCUCCCACCGUCCCCCUGCCCAACCAGCCGACCCAGCAGCACCCUCAGAGUGAGACUGGGCCGGAGGGAGGAGAAGAGGCAGGAGAAGGAGGAGAAGGAAAUAUGUUGAUGGCCAUUCGCAAGGGGGUCAAACUCAAGAGAACCCUCACUAACGAUCGCUCCGCACCACGCAUCGCAUGAUGAUGCCACCACAAUAUGCAGGCGAUUGGCCACAAAGAAACACAUGUUGUAGAAGAGAGGCUCGCCCUUCAUUAUAUUUGUAAAUGAGGUUAAAGGCUUUACAAAAAGUGUUGCUGAUAGAAAUGCGAUGUACAGAAUCAAAAGGCUUCUUAUGUUAGUAUGUCUGUAUCUUAGAAAUCAUUGGCACCUGUUCAACACUUCUCAUUCUGUAAAUUUUCAUCUCUCUCACUACAGAAGCCAUCCAAAUCAGAGGAAAAUAUAGUUUUCUAAUUUGGGUUAUGAAGCCAAGUUAGAAUAUUGGUUUGGACCUGAAGUAGAUCACAGUCCUUCUUAUGGUAGUUUGUUGUACAGGAUAAAUAACUGUAUGAGCCUGUACAGGUACAAGGAAAAGGCUUAAUUUCUUACAUACGUUCUCAAAUAAAGGAUUCAGUAGUAAGCAUUAAAUGUAUUUCUGAAUCCGAGCCAACAGCUGUGUUAUCAGAGUAUAAAACAUGAGGAUGUUUAUGUUCAUGAUAAGAAGGACAGAGCAGCAUUACAGCACAGUGUGCUCAUUUCUGUAAGAGGACAGUAAAGACAUACUUAACACACAUGUAUCCAGUAUUCUCUCUGAGAAGGUUGUUCAAAGACAAUGUGUGUGCCUCUUCUCAGUGUUAAAAAACACAAUAUAUUACACAGUAUGUCUAAACACUUACUGUUGUGGAAGUGCAUUGUACCAUCAAGAGACAAAUGAACACUCUGACUGCACAGUGACUCGGCAGAAGGAGCGCAAUAACCACUGCAAGUAUAACGCCAUCAAGAGAGCAAUAUUCUGGUGCACUUGAAAGUAAUGGUUCUAUUUGGCAACUCCUGAACUGCAUCGACUGCUUACUUGGAGAGACACCCUGAUGACUGUGGAAAGGUGCUGUGUUGUCAAAGCUGUCUUUCACUGACAGCUCAAAUAUUAAAAUACCUAGAAUGUCUACAGAGCCAACCUGGGCCCAUGGUAUAAACAGUACCUGAGCAGAGAGCUCAGUAAAAAGCAAAGGAUCUGACUAUAUUGCACUCAAGUCAAAGUCAGAGGAGACUGUGAGCUGUGAGCUUGAAGCGUCACAUGGCUGAUGAGUUGCGUCCUGUUUUGUUUUAGUAGUUUUAGUAUUUACAUGACUUGUAAAUCAUUUUGCACGUCUCGGUUGCUGAGGAGUGUGUCGGUGCUUCUCACUCUCUUUGCCGCAAUUCCACCUGCUCCACAGAGUCAGAAUAAUUCAGUUUCACAUCAUUGAACAGGAUGUUUAUUGAUAUUUAUGUCAUAGUCAUCAUACCCCAUUGCCUCAGCAUAUGAAUUGGUUUUAUUUUUCAUAAUUUUUUUCCAGUAUGAUUCUCAUUAAUCUGCAGCAUCUACAUGCUGAGCUUUGUAGAACUCCUCAGUGGUUUGUGUUUAUAUAUUAGUCUUUAUAUAUUAGCCCCUUCUUUUGUUGUAGCAUUUAUUAGCCAUACUGCAGCCUGCACAUUGAUUGCUCUAACAUUACUGAUAAAUGUCAAAGUACAGAUGUGCCAUGUCAAAAUCCACCAUUAAUUCAAAUUUGUGUGUAUAUAUAUAUAUAUAUAUAUAUAUAUAUAUAUGUAUAUAACAUUUUAUAGAAGUUAAUGAGGCAAUUUUUUUUUUUCAAUGUUUUGAAAGUUAUAAGUUAAAGGCUCUAAUUGGUAAUGCCAUACUGUUUUAUUGCUCUGUCUGGUUGCUGUUAUUGAACUCUUUUUCCUUUGAAAUGCAUGUAGCGCGCAUGCAUCCUUUUGAUUAAUUAGGUUUUUACAUGUCAUUGCUGAUGUUGGCGUUUUGAUUUUUUUUUUUUUUCGUAAUAGCGUCAAAGGUGAUAAGUCCAGUCCAGUCCGGAUUUUGUUAUCCUAGGAAAUCAAAUCCAUUGUAUAAUUUAAGAAAUACAUCAUUAUAGGUACAAUAUUCUUUUUUUUUUAUCUGGAUGUUUUGAUGACAUGAGGCUUUUCCUCACAUUGCAGCAUUGUAAGACUAAAGGCUAAAAGCAAUUAGUGCCACUGAGUUAUAGUCUGUUUUAAUUUUCUUUUCAGUUCAAGCACUGUGAGACCAUGGCUACUACAAGAUGUAUGAAAGUGUAAAUAUUAUUUAGCUGUACAAGUUGGUCCAGGAACUCACACAUUUUGUUUUUUUAAUUUAUUUUCUUUCUCAGUCUUUAAAUCUCUUUUUCUUUCUCAACCUCUCUCUAUUUUUAUACUUAUAUGAAAUACCAGAGUAAUAGAGUUGUUCCUUUAUCCAUGCAUGUGCUCAUCUGAUGAUGUGUUGUACAUCAGAAUUUAGCAUCAGUGAAAUGUUCGUGACUGUCCUGCCACAAUUCAUUUAAGUCCCUUAUUUCACACACACCCACAUGCAUCAACAGCAUUUUAGUAAUCACAUAAAUGCCAGCUGGUUUAAAAGUAAACAGCUGCUAUAGAAAAGUAUGUAUUUUUUCUGACCUCCAGGUACCAAGAGAAGUGAGGUUCAAAUAAAAAAUUUUGGUUCUGUAAUGGAGAGAUUUUAAUCAGUAUUAUAAGUGCAGAUUUUGGGAUGAUGCAGAGCUGCAUCAACUUCACUUUCAGUUCAGUCAAGAAAGUAUAUUUUGUUGUACGUCCAGAUCUUUUUAUUGUUGUAAUUUGCUUUCAGGUUGUACACAUUUGGGAGUGGCCGAGCUGACAACAACCCUGCUGUUGAGUUUGUUGGAAGAGAUGGCUGUAUGCAAACGUUGACCUGUUCCCUGAGGGUGAUAUAAAUAAAAAUAUUUGUACCUCGGUUGUGUACAACUUCAGGUAAAAUGUUAUUCAACAGUUUAUCUGGUAGACAUCUUAUCUUAUUAGAUUUGAACAAAUGGCAUGCCAUCCACAACGUCCUGCCUUUCUGGCCUUGUAUGACCUGAGUUUCCCAAAGACAUCUUAGUGGGGAAAUCCAAUUUGUUUAUAUAUUUUCAACAUGUUUCUUACACAUUUUAUGUAAGAGAGAGGUACAACAGUACGAAGAGCAGCAAAAGAAGGCAUGACAGAAAAGAACAUAUCAUCUCUGUGGCCAAAUUUAAACCUAUAGUGUGGAUGGGGAGGAUGCACCACAAACCAUAUUUUGCAUACAAAAUACCUCUAUACUGUUAAGUUUAAAAAGAGUAAAGAUAAUAUUACUGCUUAGAUGUUUUGGGAAACCCAGCAUUUGGUUUUCAAUAUUGUUGAUGAUGUUAAUAAUUUUUUUUUAAUUUUUUUUUUGGCCGUCCACUUGUCUAAAAGUUAUAUUGUCAACCUGUAAUUUUCAUAUUUAAAUUGCUAGCACAAAUAUAUAUUAUAUCAGAGCUGCCAAAUGUCACCAUAUCCUAUGAAUAAGAAGUCUAUAGUUUGUGAGAGUUUGAAAGUAUAGUUAAACCUGGUUUCUAGUUUAGAUUUUAGCUAAUUUCCCCAUCCAAGGAGAGUUGACCUCUCUGUCUGUCCGUGUACAGUUCAACACGCUAUGAUGCAGUUUGUUUCAGGAAGUAAAAGGUUGUUAUUUUUUGUGUAAUGACAGCUUUAGCAGUAUGUAAUAAAAUAUAAAUUUUGCUCUGG